CGGUGGGGGAUGAGAAGGACCGGUCAUUGGAAAGUGACUGGUAAGGCUGGUCCGAUGCAACGUUUCUCUUGACAGCUGGUGAAUUUGCUCCCAGGUUGACGGAGGUCUCUACCAUCCAGGUACACCACAGCUAUUGUGUCACCCACGAGCUCCCGCCGAUCAGGUGAUGGGCAGCUGGCCGGCAUCCGGCUGGCAUUCCCUCCGUCAUCGGUCGCUCACCAUCAUCUACUCCGUCCUCCGUACCAAUACUAAUAGUGGACAAGCUAGACAAGCAGCUCUAGCACCUCGACGGAAUCUCAGCCAUUCCGAGCAUCGUUUCCAGGCGUAAUGAGCUGAAUCGUUGUCAUGGCUUCCCCACGGACCCUGUUCACAGCCAGCCGCUUGCAAACAUGGACCUACCUGCUUGGCGUCUGUCCAUUCUCCAUCGCAUUCCUAGUCUUCAUCAACUCGUCCAUCUCCUUUGUCGUCACGGAAUUGAUUGGACUCCGUGACGGAGAAGGUGAUGCCGUCGGCACCCUGGGCUUCGCGGACGAGCUGCUGGCUCUAAUCGCUUGCCCCUUGUGGGGGGUGCUGUCGGACCGCAUUGGCGUCCGUCAUGUCUGCACUACCGGCUAUGCUAUCGUUGCAGUUGCCCUGGUCCUCUUCGUCCAGGCCAAAAAUGUCUACCCUCAGCUCCUGCUGGGAAGACUGUUGUUCAGUCUCGGGGGCGCGGCGGUAUCGACCAUGGUCACGGCAGUACUUCCAGCCGUAGCUGGAUCUCACUCGUCACCACAACAUAAACCCACAUCAGGAUCCCAGACGAGUACCACUUCAUCCUCCCGAUUGGCAGGGUAUGUAGGCAUGUGUGCGGGCUGCGGUGCCCUUGUUUCCCUUGUCGUCUUCUUGCCCCUUCCAGCUCGCUUCCAGCAAUGGGGCCUUUCUCCCGUCGAAGCUAUCCAGCGGAGCUACUACCUCGUCGCGGGGGUGUCUCUGGUAAUCAGUGUUCUCUGCUUCUUUGGUCUGAGAAACCUCCCCGGAGAAGAGGGCAAGGCGUGGAGCUCCCUGUGGUCCCCCCGCCGGCGCGGGGCGUCGGAUGGCGGCGACUCGUGCUCGUACGCUCGCAAAUUCCAAUUGCCCUAUCUCGAACAGCUGGGCACGGCAUUCAUCUUGGGGUUCAAAAAUCCAGACAUCUUCCUGGGCUACCUCGGGGGCUUUGUGGCACGCGCCUCGUCCGUGGGGAUCUCGCUGUUCAUCCCGCUCGCGGUGAACCAUUAUUAUCGCCGAUCCGGCUUGUGCGGGAGCCAAGACGGAGAGGCGGCUAGCCCUGGCGACAUCAAGAAGUCAUGUCACCGAGCCUAUGUGCUCGCUUCGAUCCUGACGGGGGUCUCGCAGCUAGUCGCGUUGAUCGCGGCGCCAGCCUUCGGGUACCUGUCCGAGCGAUCGCGACGGCGUCACGUGCCGCUGCUGGCCGCGUGCUUUGUCGGCCUCGUGGGUUACACCACGUUUGCCCUGUUGCCCAGCCCCGAGUUCAAUGGCGACCACGGCAGUCCCGGCGUAUUCGUAGUGAUGGGCCUGGUCGGGGUCAGCCAGAUCGGAGCGAUUGUCUGCAGUUUAUCCGUGCUGAGCAGCGGGGUUCUCAGCGUGAGCGACGUGAGUAGCAUGGAUGAUCAGUUCUGGAACGAGCAGAGUGAUCCCAGCGAGGAUGAGGCAGAAGGGGAGGAGUGUCCUGUCGACGACGGAGAGGAGGAUGAGGACCGGCCGCUCAUGGCACACCGUAUGGGCCGGAAAGGACGGCAUCUGGCACAUCUCAAGGGUUCGAUUGCUGGGGUGUAUUCCCUUUACGGUGGAGCGGGAAUUCUGAUCCUGACCAAGCUGGGUGGGCUCCUGUUCGAUGUGCUGUCGUCGGGAGCGCCGUUCUACAUCAUGGCCGGCUUCAAUGGGGCACUGCUACUGGCAGGCCUGGUCAGUGGGUUCAUUGGGCACCCAAGGCCCGCUGGAUCAACUGGAUCUGGUGCGUAGCGUCGAAAAAGCUCUCAACGAGUGUUGCUUUCUUUGUGUGUCUUUUGUCUACUAGACAAGGAUGAUUUUGUUAGCUUGGAUGUUUAGCGUGGAAAUUAAGCCGCAGCAGACCGGGGGAACCGUGGCGCAUAUUUUUGGGAUGCAUGGAUGAGCCUGCACCGCCGGGAAAAUGAAAUGAGCCUUUAUUCCCGCCCCCACGUCUGGCCCCAGUGUCAGGCCGUGGCUCCGUUUCAGGUCAGUGGCAGCAAUGUUGAGGAAUCGUGAGAAGGAAGAAAAGAAGGAUGAUGGAGAAAUUGAAGAGGGAAGACGGACGGGUAUAUUAUGAGUGGGAUAAUAGAAUUUCCCCGGCUCCAGCUGGUUCCCAAUGCUUCGCCCA
Messenger RNA from Aspergillus ibericus CBS 121593, 2374 nucleotides. RefSeq names its product putative MFS transporter. Gene Ontology annotation, molecular function: transmembrane transporter activity. Lineage: Eukaryota; Fungi; Ascomycota; Eurotiomycetes; Eurotiales; Aspergillaceae. Gene Ontology annotation, biological process: transmembrane transport. The record is from RefSeq and is a predicted model, not a curated record. The transcript has 3 exons. Bases 346 to 1998 code for a protein of 550 amino acids.